Molecule: messenger RNA, 2405 nt
Organism: Columba livia (rock pigeon)
Lineage: Eukaryota; Metazoa; Chordata; Aves; Columbiformes; Columbidae
Gene: TMEM120A
Product: transmembrane protein 120A
Exons: 12
Coding region: 100-1125 (341 amino acids)
Biological process (GO): fat cell differentiation
Cellular component (GO): membrane
Source: RefSeq, a predicted model, not a curated record
GCCCGGAAGCGGGGCGGGAGGCGGGGCCGCCCAGCGCAGCCCAGCGCCGCGGCUGGGGCCGGGGCCGGGGCCGGGGCCGCUCACGCCGCCGUCGCCGCCAUGGCCUGCGUGGCCUCGGCCGCCGAGUGCCUGCGGGAGUGGGAGGAGCUGCAGGACGGCUACCAGCGCAUCCAGGAUAAUCACAAGCUGUACAAGCAGAAACUCGAGGAGCUAACCAAGCUUCAGGAUGGAAUCUCCAGCUCCAUCUCACGGCAGAAGAAGCGGCUGAAGGAGCUGUCGUUGGCCCUCAAAAAAUGCAAAGCCCAAGUGAGUCCCGAACAGCAGGAGUCCAUCCAAGAGACCCAGAGCCUCAUAAAAGAGAGGCAAAAUGUUUUCUUUGAGAUGGAGGCCUAUCUGCCAAAGAAGAACGGGUUGUACCUCAGUCUGGUGCUCGGGAACGUGAACGUCACGCUGCUCAGCAAGCAGGCCAAGUUUGCGUAUAAAGAUGAGUAUGAGAAAUUCAAGCUCUACCUCACCAUCAUCUUAUUCAUCCUGUCCUUCUCCUGUCGAUUCCUCCUCAACUCCAGGGUGACAGACGCUGUCUUUAACUUCCUUCUGGUGUGGUACUACUGCACCCUCACCAUCCGGGAGAGCAUCUUGAUCAACAACGGAUCCAAAAUCAAAGGCUGGUGGGUUUUCCAUCACUACAUCUCCACCUUCCUCUCGGGUGUCAUGCUGACCUGGCCAGACGGGCUCAUGUACCAGAUGUUCAGGAACCAGUUCCUCUCCUUCUCCAUGUAUCAGAGCUUUGUGCAGUUCCUCCAGUACUACUAUCAGAGCGGGUGCUUGUACCGGCUGCGGGCGCUGGGCGAGAGGCACAACAUGGACCUGACUGUGGAGGGCUUCCAGUCCUGGAUGUGGAGAGGCCUCACCUUCCUCCUUCCCUUCCUCUUCUUCGGGCACUUCUGGCAGCUCUACAAUGCCAUCACCCUCUUCCGCAUGCUCCAGCACCCGGAGUGCAAGGAGUGGCAGGUCCUCAUGUGCGGCCUCCCCUUCUUCAUCCUCUUCCUGGGGAACUUCUUCACCACCCUCCGCGUCGUCCACCAGAAGUUUCAGAACAAGAACAAAGACACAAAGCGGAAUUGAAGCCGGGGGUGCAGCGUGGGGGACCAGGACUGUUCUUCCCCCACCAGCUCCAUCUCCCAUCCCCUCGAUGCCGUCCAGACUCUAGUGUUUCACCCUGUUCUUUGGAAGCUUGGGUGUGGGACAGAGCUCACAAAUAGACUGUGGUGCUUGAUUGAGUCACUCACCCCAAGGCAGGAGCGCCCUCCAACCUUCCUCCUCCAGAGCUGGGACAGCUGCUCCCCUUCCCUUUGCCCCGAAGGCACUUACUGGGAUGGUUUUUCUGGGGCGAGCCCAGCUCUGCUCAGGACAGGGACAAGGAUCCAGGGCUGAUAGCUGCCUCCCACCCAGCUCCUGGGGUACACCAGGAUCCCCCAUCUCCCUCCCCAGCCCUGCAGCCCCAGGGGAUGAAGAUCCCUCACAUCUCAUGGGCUGUGGGCCAUCACUGCCCUGGCUGCCCCCUUGGCUUCAGCACAAGUGCUGGUUUCCACAAGACAUCUUACCCCGGUUCUUCUCCCACUUCAAGCCACAGGGGCUGAGAUGGAGGAGCCGUGUGUGGCACCAGCAGCAGCCUGGAACUGGGACCAGCACCCGGCCUCACAUCUCUGGAGGAUGCAUAUGUCAAAAUAAAGGGAAGGUGCUGCCUCAGGGCACUGGGGUGGUCUGAAAACAGCUUCUGUACGCUGCAGUUUUGGCUCUUCUGGGCACAAUGUGGCAGCAGGAGGGAAGAAAAGCCACGUCCAGGUGUCCCCAUAUGAGCCCGGGGUGCGGUGGGGACAGAGGAGAGCGCACUGAGCUGCCAGCUGCCUCCCACAACCCUCCGAGCCCCGGCCAGGGGCUGCAGCUGCCCAACGAGCCAGGGGGACACCCAGCAGGACUUGGGGACCUUGGAGACCAGGGAAGAGACGCUCCAUCCACUGCUGGGAGCCUCUGCAAGUGUUGGGAACCAAAGAGCAGGUCCAGCACAGCUCUGUGUGGGUCCUGAGCCAUCCACCCCCUGCUUCUGGCCCCAGCACCCUGCCAGGGACGGUCCCCAGCCACCAGCUCAGCCCAAACCCUGAGUUGUCACCUGUACCCCAGGUUUCCUCCUGGUUCGCAGCCAUCGCUCCUCCACCUCUUUCUUCCCAAGCAGAGGGAGGGCAGGAAGCAAACUAUGGAAACAGUAUUUUUAUUCCAAGGGCAAAUGUAUUUAAAUAAUUUACAGUCAUUGGACAGCCUGAAAGUUGGUUUUUUGUUGUUGUUGUUUUUCUUUUUCCAUGAUUAAAUCACAAAGAUGUUGAAAUAAAAACAGUAUUUUAAAAAAA